Messenger RNA from Capsella rubella, 1518 nucleotides. RefSeq names its product B3 domain-containing protein REM3. The record is from RefSeq and is a predicted model, not a curated record. Gene Ontology annotation, molecular function: DNA binding. Bases 30 to 1472 code for a protein of 480 amino acids. Lineage: Eukaryota; Viridiplantae; Streptophyta; Magnoliopsida; Brassicales; Brassicaceae. The transcript is spliced from 6 exons.
GACUUUCAAUUUCCUUUGAGCUUUCAACAAUGGCAGUUCCACUUUCUUCAUCUCAACCAAGCUUCGUCAUAUCACUUGCUGGACACAACUCCAAUCCAAUAAUUCCUCAAGUGUUUUCUACGGCUUACUUAAAGGAUUUGAACGACUUAGGGAAAUUGAAACUGACCUCUGACGCUUCGGAUACAACCUGGGAUGUGAAACUGAACGGUCGGAGAUUCGCUGGGGGCUGGGACGAUUUCUCAGCCGCUCACUGUCUCCGAGACGACGACGUUUUGCUUUUCAGACACGACGGCGAAAUGGUUUUCCAUGUCACACCUUCCGGACGCUGUUUCUCUCAGCUACAGUGUAAAUCUUGUAGCUCUGGUGAUGAUGAGACAGGGGACGAUGAAUCAGUUUCGAAGAACAUAUCGAGGAAGAAGGAGUCAAGAAUAAAAGCAGAGUCUUCUUCAUCCGAAAUUUUUUGUCUUAUCGGCGUCACACCUUCCAACCUACGCCUAAAUCGAGUGAAUUUUUCAAAACAUUUGUCGAGAUCAAAUGGUUUGAGCAAAAGAUGGUGCGGGAUUGAUCUAAUGAAUCUAAGUGGGGAAUCAUGGGCUCUGGGUCUGCAACACGACAACUUUAAUGGUCAGGAUUAUAUCAGUGGAGGCUGGACUAGUUUCUGUCAUGCAAAUGAGCUAAAACCCGGAUCGUUCUACCGGUUUAAACUUGUUCUGAAUAGGACCAGGCCUUUGCUACGGUUGUGUUCUUAUAUUAUUCCAGAAAGAAACCGUUCCGGAGCAAAUGGAAAAGCUAAUGUUUCGGAGAAGUAUAGCAGGGAAGGUGGGAGUGCUUCGACGAAGCAGAACAAGUUUCUGACUGUAACUUUUAAGCAUUAUAUGCUCCAGUCAGGACAGCUUCGUCUUCCGAGAUCAUUUGCUAGGGAGAACGGGAUCAAGCAGGCAGAAGAGAUCAUUCUAGUGGACAAAAAUGGAGUGAAGUGGCCAUCCUAUGUAGCUUCUCCCAAACAACGAGAAGAGUUUUACAUGGCACAUGGUUGGACAAGUUUUUGUGCAGCCAAUAAGUUAAAGACGGGAGAGACCUUCACGUUGGAGUUUGUUCGAGGAGAAGGCACAACUCCUAUGCUCAAGUUCUGCUUCAUGGCCAAGGCAAAACAAGAAGAGGCUCCAGAAGAGACGGGAGCUCCAUACCAAAAGAGAGCUCGAGUGUCUGUAGAAGUAGGACACUCUCGCCGCACUCAGGCACCUAACAAAUCCAGUGAUGAUCCAAAAAUCUUGCAACGCAAGCAACCACUUCAACACUGCUCAUUCUCUGGUGAAGCGAAAAAUGUGAAACAGAGUAUUGUAAACAUUUUGACUGGUAUAAAACGGUUUCGGUCAGAGCUUGAGAUAAAGGAGCAAAGUUUAAAAGCUUCGUUGCUGGAAAUUGACGCUUUAGGGGAGAAAGUAUUGAAAAUAAACAAAAUCCUCAAGUAAUCCUCAAGUUUAAAAGUGAAGAUUAGGAAAUGGAACACGAGCUUUU